Messenger RNA from Manis pentadactyla (Chinese pangolin), 3025 nucleotides. It is a transcript of the gene VXN, whose product is annotated as vexin. The coding region runs from base 178 to 792 and encodes 204 amino acids. Gene Ontology annotation, biological process: neuron differentiation; neurogenesis. Lineage: Eukaryota; Metazoa; Chordata; Mammalia; Pholidota; Manidae. The transcript has 6 exons. The record is from RefSeq and is a predicted model, not a curated record.
UAGAAAAUGUUGCAGUGAAGACUCUGAAAUGAGAUGAAAUCACAGCACCAGCCUGUCUUUUGUGGACCUGCACAAUGAUCCCCGAGCCAGACUGGAUUAGGAAACCUCGCGACUAGGGGUUGAGAGAGAGAGAGGCUUCCGGUUCCCAGGCACUUUCAGGGAGAGAAGGCUGGAACGAUGCAUCAGAUUUACAGCUGCAGUGAUGAAAACAUAGAAGUUUUCACCACCGUGAUUCCUUCCAAGGUGUCCAGUCCAGCCAGAAGAAGAGUCAGAAGCUCUCAACACCUCUUGACCAAAAAUGUGGUGAUCGAGUCGGACCUCUAUGCGCCCCGGCCCCUGGAGCUCCUGCAGCACCGCAGUGACCGCCUUGAGGGCGAGGGCUGCAGGGCAGGCCGGUUCCAGCACACAUGGCAGCAGGGACCCCACCCUGCCAAGGCCCCUGCCAGACCUGGGGGCAUUUCUGAACCCAAAUCAUCAAAUCUGUGUGGGAAUCGAGCAUAUGGAAAAUCUUUGCAGAUUCCCCCGGUGGCCCGGAUCUCAGUGAAAGCCCCCACUGUGCUGGAAGCAGCAGCCACAGGCUCAGAGAAUGGAGCUGUCCUGACAAGAGGAUCCAGACAUCUUAAGAAGAUGACUGAAGAGUAUCCCACCCUUCCCCAGGGAGCAGAGGCCUCCCUGCCACUGACAGGAAGUGCUUCCUGUGGUGUCCCCAGCAUCCUCCGGAAAAUGUGGACAAGGCACAAGAAGAAGUCUGAAUACGUGGGAGCUACCAACAGCGCCUUUGAGGCCGACUAAAGGUGAUCCUCACCAGGUGCCCUGUGUUGGCCAAAGUUCACUGCGCAAGAGGAGAAAACGUCUGGGUUGGAACUGAGCCACAGUCACCUGUGCUAGAAGCUGGUCCAAACCCAGCAUCUUCCCUUACAAACAGAUCACCCAGCUUAGGAUGCAGGAAAGGAACUUCCUUUGAAGGCAAAAGAAAAUUGCUCCUUCUUAGAACUAUAGAGCCAAUGUCUGAAAGUGACUUUGGGAGGUCAUCACAUUUAUAUCAGUAUCUCUUAGCAACACUACAUCCAAAUCAACUUUCCAAGCCCAUUUUAAAGAUCUCCAAGCAAGGAAGCAGGCAGUUUUCCUUGUGAGUCAUUCUAAUGUGUGUGAUUUCUGGUAUAAAUGUCAGAGCUUGAUGUUUGAAGCACUUGUGAACACAGUGGCUCUUACUGUUCCUCUUAUCACAUUUAUUUCAUCUUGAUGAGGUAUGAUUUUUAAUGACACAGCACUAUAUAUUGACUUAAUAGUUCUAAUAUCCCCUUGAGAGUAUCGUCAGUAUUGGUUUUGAUGCCCAUUUGGCAUGAAUGCAUGAAUUCUCAAUUCUUUUAUGUGCAGUUUUUCUUUAGGAAAAAAUGAUUAAAAAUUAAAUGUUGAAUGCUCAUGUUUUCUGAAGAGGCAUAGUCUAGUGGAAUUAAUAAUCUUUGCUUUGGUAUAAUGAUUUUAACUUUUCAAAGGGCUUUCCCAUCUGUUAUAUCUUAUCUUCACAAAAUCCCUGUGAAAGAAAUCACAUAAUCAUUCCCAAGCUACUGACAGGGAAGCCAAGGCCUUGAGAGGUCGUGUGACUAGAAACAAUUGUGGAACCAGGUAUCAGGUCCUCAACUUCACCAGACUCCUUGCUUUACGUACUCUAGCAACUGAUUUGAGGAAGGUUUUGAGGGAUAGGAGUUUAUCUCUGGAUAAUUCAAUCUUUGAAGGGAAGAAUUGGAUAACGUUAGAAGAGUAAAUGAUUUGAAUAAAAUACAUCAUUAGAUAUUAGGUUGAACCAGAAGAAACUGCCAUUUUGUAGGUCAGAAGAAUUGAUUAUACAUUUCAUAAGGUUCAACAUAAUAUGUAGUAUUAUGCUUUCCUUCCUUCAAUGGAAAUGUCAUCAACUCCACUGUCAACAUCCGUAGCCUUAAAAUGAUAUGAUAAUAAUAGCCAUCAUUUAUUAAAUGCCUACUAUGUACCAAGAAUGACACUGAGCAUUUUACAUACAUUAUCCAAGUCUUUCUAACAACUCUUAUAUGACUUUACCUAUUUAAUACAACACAGUUUAAAACAGUUAAAUGAUUGAUUCGUCUGAGGGCAAUUAACCCAUAUGAAUGCCAGGCUUCAAUGCUCCUGGUAUGUCUGCUCCUUCCCACAGAAUAGUUUACAGCACAGAGAAGGAUCAAGAUUAGUAAACAAUUUUCAUCUCGAAUGCUAAACACAAUUGAUGGCAGAGCCUAACUGGUGUGCUGUGUGGAGAUGGAGUCUGAGAUAAAGGAAUGCAGUGAUCAAUUAGUAAUGCCUGCCUAUGGGGAAAUUAAUGGAAAAUGCCUGGUGUAUUUGUUAUCUGUAGCCUCCACUCUGCCCCUAGAAGGCUUGUUUUCUAAUUCAGAAGCUUAAAUUAAUCCAACCCAUUAUCAAAACCAGAGACUCCAUGGUGAAAUUUAGUCUGAGACUAGGCUGAAAAUCACCAUAUCUUGGUACAAAGAAUUUGGCCACAUUACCAGUCUCAGAUACAACUGUUAUUCAUACACUGUUGCUCUGUGGUCUCAUGUUGCUUUUUGCUAAGUUACCUAUUUCCGUAUCUCUAGGUGAACUGUAAAGAGACUUGGGGGAUAGGAGGCCUGUGCUUCUGGGCGUUCACUUUGCUGAUCUCUGCCCUUCAACCAUUCUAGACCCUCAACACCCAGUCCUUGUACUUGAACAUGAUUUGGAGGUUUGAGCGUCAAAUGUUCUUUCAGUGAAGGCCUAGUCUCAAUAGACUGUCUAACAGACCUACACAGUAUGAAACAAAGUUAGGGAGCUAACAGGUGAUCUAUGCUGGACCUAUCAGAGUAUCCUAAGACUAUUUAUUUUAAUUUAUUUAAUUUAUAACUGAUGUCCUCUAUUUGUAAGUGGCUGAUGAAGACCUCUGUAGGGUGGAACUUAUUUAUUAUUAAUUUAAAUAUUUCAUGAUGAAGUGUUUGCCUUGUAUAGACUAUUUUAAUUCACCAAUUCAAAUAAAAACAAAAUGUGC